AGGAGUCAAUAAUGAGAAACCACACUGCAAUAACAACAUUCAUCCUUCUGGGACUGACAGAAGAUCCUCAGCUGCAGCUUUUGCUUUUCCUUUUCCUCUUUCUCACCUAUAUAUUGUGUGUAACUGGAAAUCUGACCAUCAUCACCCUAACCUUGCUGGAUCCCCACCUUAAAACCCCCAUGUAUUUUUUCCUCCAAAAUUUCUCUUUCUUAGAAAUCUCAUUUACAACUGCCUGCAUUCCAAGAUUCCUAUACAGUAUAUCACCUGGGGACAGAGCAAUUACCUAUAAUGCAUGUCUCACUCAAAUAUUUUGUACGGAUCUCCUUGGGAUAACUGAGUUCUUUCUCUUGGCAACCAUGGCAUAUGAUCGCUAUGUGGCCAUCUGCAAACCCCUGCAUUAUAUGACAAUCAUGAGCAACAAACUCUGCAAAACAAUGGUUGUCUGCUGUUGGCUGGCAGCACUUCUGAUUAUCCUCCCUCCAUUCAGCUUGUGUUUUCAUCUGGAAUUCUGUGAUUCCAAUCUCAUCGAUUAUUUUGGCUGUGAUGUACCUAGUCUCUUGAAGAUCUCAUGCUCAGACACCUGGUUGAUUGAGCAGAUGGUUAUAGCCUGUGCUGUGCUCACUCUCAUCAUCACUCUUGUAGGUGUGGUUCUCUCCUACAUAUACAUCAUAAGGACGAUUCUAAAAUUCCCUUCUGCCCAACAAAGAAAAAAAGCCUUUUCUACCUGUUCUUCCCACAUGAUUGUCGUUUCCAUCACCUAUGGCAGCUGCAUCUUCAUCUACAUCAAACCAUCUGCCAAAGAAGAGGUAAAUCUCAAUAAAGGAGUGGCAUUGCUUCUUUCUUCCAUUUCACCAAUGCUGAAUCCUUUUAUAUAUACUCUGAGGAAUAAGCAAGUUAAACUAGCCUUUCAGGACUCACUCAAAAAAAUUGCAUUUCUUUUA
Sus scrofa (pig) is the source of this 941-nucleotide messenger RNA. Lineage: Eukaryota; Metazoa; Chordata; Mammalia; Artiodactyla; Suidae. The record is from RefSeq and is a predicted model, not a curated record.